This is a messenger RNA of Paramecium octaurelia, 300 nucleotides long. Lineage: Eukaryota; Ciliophora; Oligohymenophorea; Peniculida; Parameciidae. The record is from the annotation of a GenBank genome assembly.
AUGAAAAUCAAAUUCAGCUAAUCUAUAAUUGUUAAGAAUACUUAUAUUCUAACUAAUAACAUAAAAACAAAUAAUUGCAGGAUCCAUCUUAAGAACUCAACACAAAUUUUAUCAAAAUUUAGUGGGAUUGGUACCUUUAACAUAUUUUAAAUUGAAUAUAAAUAUUCUCAACUAAAAAUAAAUGUAAGUUUAAAUAUCACUCUAUCUAAGAAAUUGAAAAUCAUACAAAAGUAAAAAUAAACAGUCUAAAGACUAAAAAAUGAAUGCCUAUUAUACCAAGGAAUAAAGUAUAAAUAAUGA